Messenger RNA from Cadophora gregata, 804 nucleotides. RefSeq lists its product as uncharacterized. The transcript is spliced from 2 exons. The record is from RefSeq and is a predicted model, not a curated record. Bases 111 to 389 code for a protein of 92 amino acids. Lineage: Eukaryota; Fungi; Ascomycota; Leotiomycetes; Helotiales; Ploettnerulaceae.
CAAACAUUUCCCCGCAAUGUCUUUCAAGUAAAUACCUAUAUAAUACAGUUGCUCAUAUCAACAGCGAAAACAAACGCAACGCAAACCAAAGCUAGUUUAACAGUAUCAACAUGUCUUCGGAAGAUCAGAAGCCAACUACCAAUACCAAUGACACUGGUAGCCAAAGUGGAAGUGCUGCGGUUCAGAGAGGAGGUGCGGGCCUGCAGAGCACGCCUGCGGGUUCGGAUACGCCAAAGCAGGAUUCCUCACUGAACACAUCCACGGCUAAUGUCCCAGACUUUGCCACCAGGAAGCCCGGAGGAGGCAGCUCUACUAUAUUACAGGGUAUUCGUGAUGAGUAUGUUUCAAGUCAUACAUCACAUAUUCAUGAAGAUACUGAUCCGAUUUAGAAUAUCCCAUGGGCUUGGGAAGGGUACAGACUAAGAAUCAGAGCAUUUGAUUGGGGGUACUGUAGACUUCUGUCUCAAAAUUCGUCUUUAGAAUAGCUGGUCUCGGUAUUUUCCUGACUUCAAGUAUGUCUAUAACGCUAUAGUCUAUCACAUUUAUGUAUUAGUCCUUCUUACGGUAUGAUUUGGCACGUAUCCAUCGUCUCAUCUUCAGUAUCAUGCAGUUAGUUGAGGUAACUGGCCUCUUAAAUCGUUUCGGGCACAUAAGUCGCACGGUCCCGGUUAGCAUGAUUCUAGGUUAUCGCAAACGGCGCAUUAUUCCUAAGGUCCUGGGGACUCGAGGCGGAGGGAAGCCUCCGAGUACCGUAUCCUUGGAUGCCUUUUAUGCCAAUUGGUAUUGUGGUAUCGUGGAGAAGCA